Molecule: messenger RNA, 1038 nt
Organism: Scedosporium apiospermum
Lineage: Eukaryota; Fungi; Ascomycota; Sordariomycetes; Microascales; Microascaceae
Exons: 4
Coding region: 1-1038 (345 amino acids)
Source: RefSeq, a predicted model, not a curated record
AUGGAUCCAUUACGCACAGGGACACCAACGCCGCCGACGCUGUCGGGGGGGAUAGGCAAUGGGACGGCAUUAGGGUUGGGAGUACCGGAUCGGACGAGUCCGUUGCAGACGUUCGCGCUUCUUAUCCUCUUCUCGUUUCCCUCGAUGGCGUUGGUUGUUGUGUCAUUGAGGGCUGCGGGACGCUGGGCUUGGAGGCAAUUCGGAUGGGACGAUGGUCUAAUCUGCAUAUCCAUGUUUAUGUCUGCGAUCGAGACGGCAGCAAGCUACAAGUUCAUCAAAACCAACUACGUCGGUAUCAGGGGCCGAGACAUCCCACUCCACGACCCCACCGAGGGCAUGAUCUGGAACUACGCCGUCCAAAUUCUUUACAACCCCAUUCUCGCCCUUGUCAAGCUCUCCGUCCUCAUCUUCCUUUACCGCCUCUUCGCCCACAAGCGCGGCGUGAAGCUCUACGUCCUCGGCCUCGCCGGCAUCACCGCCGCCCAGAUGGUGGCCGUCGCAGUCGCCAUCACCCUGCAGUGCACGCCCAUCUCCUUCAACUGGACGCCCACCCUCAGGGGCGGCCGCUGCGUCGAUCAACGCUCGCUGUACAUAUCGACGGCGGCGUUCACCAUCUUGACGGAUGUGUUGGUGCUUUUGUUGCCGGCGUAUAUUUUUAGGGAUUUGAAUAUUCCCAAGAAGACGAAGAUUGCACUGCUCGUUGUCUUUUUGCUGGGUGGACUUGUCACCGCGGCCAGUAUUGCUCGGCUCGUUAUCCUCAUCGUCGGCCUCUACGGCUUUGCACCCAACCCUGACCCAACCUACAACAUUGGCUUCGUCACCUCCGCCAUCGAGACCAACCUUGCCCUCAUCACGGCCUCGGCCCCUGCUCUCAUGCCCCUUCUCAAGUCCUGGUUCCCUAGCGUGUUCGGCCACAACGAGCCAAGCGGUCGUGAAAAGGCUACCAUGAGGAAUGCUAGGACCAAGGCCACGCCGAGGGAUAGUGAUGAGGAAGGUCUCUACACGACCUCAUCGGGUGGUCAGAAGCAGUAUGGUUAA